Molecule: messenger RNA, 800 nt
Organism: Micromonas pusilla CCMP1545
Lineage: Eukaryota; Viridiplantae; Chlorophyta; Mamiellophyceae; Mamiellales; Mamiellaceae
Exons: 2
Coding region: 42-800 (252 amino acids)
Biological process (GO): nucleocytoplasmic transport
Cellular component (GO): cytoplasm; nuclear pore
Molecular function (GO): GTPase activator activity
Source: RefSeq, a predicted model, not a curated record
CACGCCAAGCGGUCGAUCGCACGUCACACGCACUCGACACGAUGAGCGACCCCGCCCCCGCCGAGACCCCGGCCGUCGAGGAGAAGAAGGAGGAAGAGACCGCCGCGCCCGCGGCGCCCGCCGCGCCCAUCUUCGGCGCCGCGACCUUCGGCGGCGGCUUCGGCGGCGCCGCGGCGACCUUCGACCCCACCGCGUUCGCGUCCGCGCCGAAAAAGACGACCGAAGAAGGCGGCGACGACGCGGACGACGCGACCGACGUCGAGGCGGAGUGCAAGGCUGAGUUCGCGCCCGUCGUCAAGCUCGAGGCCGUGGAGACCGCGUCCGGGGAGGAGAACGAGGACGUCCUGUUCGAGGCCAAGUCGAAGGCGUACCGGUUCAUCGAGGGCGAGUGGAAGGAGCGAGGCGUCGGCCCGCUCAAGCUUCUGCAGGACAAGGACACCAAGAAGAUCAGAUUCCUCAUGCGUCGCGACAAGACGUUGAAGGUGUGCGGAAACUUCUUCGUCCAGCCCGGGACGAAGAUCGAGGAGCACGCGGGCAGCGAGAAAGCGCGCGUGUUCUGCGCGAUGGACUGCUCCGACGGCGACGUGCGACCGGAGAUGCAGAACAUGUGCUGCAAGUUUGGCAGCGCGGAGAAGGCGGAGCUCUUUCAAACGGAGUUCGAGAAAGCCAUGGAAGUCAUGAAGCAGUUCGAGGGCGAGGAAUCGGCGGAGAAGAAGGAGGGUGACGCGGCCGCGGACGCGCUCGCGGACGACGUCGCGAAGGCGGCGGUCGCGGAGGAGAAGAAGGAGGAGGAGGCGUGA